AUGUCUCAAGAAACUCAUAACGACUUAGAUAUUACCAGCAAUAGUGGAGAUAUGACUCUUGCUGUAGAAGCUAGUAAGGAUAUUAACUUCGAGGAUGAUGCCAUUGUUAUUGACAAUGAAGAUAUAGAUUUUAAUUUUGUCGAUAAUGAGGAUAUUGGCUUUGCUUUUGAUGACAGUAGUUAUAUAAGUUUCACUCCUGAUAACGAUGAAAAUACAAACGUUAAUAGUGAUGAUGUAGACUCUACUAUCGAUUCAAGUAGUAAAGACACAUCUGUUAAAUAUAGUAAGAGUGUUUCAAAACGGAAUGGACAUGGGCAACGUACAUCUAUUGUAUGGGAAUUUUUUUCUGAAGAAAAAAAUGAAGAUCAAGAAGUAGUUGCAAUUGUUUGUAAUAUUUGCAAGAAGAAAUGGAAACCGGGUAACACAACUGGGACUUUUGCAAUUCACCUUAAUAAUAAACAUCAUAGAAAUAUUUCUCUGAAACAGCAGACACUCUUACGUUUUGCAACUACACCAUAUACACCAAAAGAAGCAAAACGAACAAAUGAAAUUACUAAAUCAAUAGUUGAUUUUAUCGUGUGUUACCAAUUACCUUUUACUGUUGUAGAUAAUAAGUACUUUAGAAAAAUGGUUAGUGUUCUUGAUCCACGCUAUCGUGUUUUAUGCCGACAAAUAUUGAGUAAUGAAAUAAUGAGCCAGUUCGAAAAUACACAUGAAAAAAUAAUAAAUUUACUUGAAAAUGUUAGCUCAAUAGUUUCAGUUACAUGUGAUAUAUGGACAGCCAUAUCUAACCAAGCGUAUUUGGGAAUAACUAUACAUUAUAUCGAUGACAAUUGGGAAUUAAGAAGCUUUCUCCUUGAUUUAAUACACUAUCUGGACCAUCAUUAUGGUACACAUACCAAAGACCUGCUCCUAACAUUAUUCAAUAAAUUUAAAAUCAUACAAAAUAUUAUGGGACUUACUACUGAUAACGAUGCAAGUAUGAUCGUCGCAGGGCGUGAGUUACAAGUGGCCCUUUCAUCUUUAGAAAAUAAUAAUUUUGUGCAUUGUCGAUGCGCAGCACAUAUCUUAAAUAUCGCGGUAAAACAUGGUAUGCAGCUCGAAACUAUAAUUAUUGAGAAAGUUAGAAAUUUCAUAAAAAAAGUCCGCCACUCUCAAUUAUUAUGUGACAGUUUACGAAAUAUUUGUGCUAUACAAGAAGUUGAAUACUUAAAACCAGAGCUUGACAUUGAGACGCGUUGGAACAGUACGUUCCUAAUGUUGCAAAAGUUCAAUAGGAUGAGUGAAAUAUUAGAAUUUUUGGUUGCAAAGAACAAAAAACAGCUCGAAGAUUCAUGGCUUGAUGAAAGUGAUUCUUAUCCAGCUAUCAGUGACAUUCGUCUUGUGUUUAUUGGGCUACAGCGCCACCUUGAUCAAUAUCUCUCUAACUAUGAAGAGGAUGAAUGCUAUAUGGCACAAUCAAUAAUGCACAAACUAGAAGAGUAUUGGAACAUUAUUGAAGAAUCGACUAUAUUACCCACCUUACUUAAUCCAUGUUCAAAGUUGAAAACUUUUGUUACAUGUGAAACCCGAUCGGCUGCU
Molecule: messenger RNA, 1581 nt
Organism: Scutellospora calospora
Lineage: Eukaryota; Fungi; Glomeromycota; Glomeromycetes; Diversisporales; Gigasporaceae
Source: the annotation of a GenBank genome assembly